UCUACUUUGAAUAAAAGACUGUUUGAAAAGAGCUUUUUACGUCUUCCUUUCAACUCUGAUUAUAAUACAUGUUAUUGUUUUACUUAAUAAAACUUGUGUAACAGUCAGGACAACAGUGCAUUCAAACCUCAACAAAGCAAUAAUAAGUGAACGAUUCAUGUCUAACGUUGGGUUACGGAAACGUAAAUCCAUAAAGUUAGGAAAGAAUCAGACAAUGAUUUCUGGUUUCCUGAUUUGUGCCAACACUUUAUUUAUUUUAGUGUAAAUAAUGUACCCCCUUUUUGCAUUUGUAAUAUCUUAGAAUCAAAGGUGUACUGGCGUCGUGGACUUUGUCCGAAAUUCUAUACUAGCAUGCUAUUUUUCAGAAUUGUUUGAUUUUUCAGAGGAAGUAUGUGAUAAUUUGAUGCGAAUAAAUAUGUGAAAUAUAUUUUUCCCGUGAAUGUCGCCGAAGACCCCUAAUUUGUAAUACUGUAAGUAUGUAAAUAUUGCAGUACUUUCAUCAGUAGGCCCUAGUCUCAAUCACCAGUGUCAACUUUUUCAGCGAUAGACUGAGACUUAACAGACAUUUAUUUAGACUUAAAUCUUCCGAGUUUGCCACUUGAAUAUAAAACCAAACUAAUGUAUAUUGUGUCGAUUAACCAGUGUGGGCUGCCGUAGUUUUGUAAUGGUUUCCUAGCAACCCAAACACAACUCGUGAACUAACGGCAGUUAAAACCAGCGAGUAACUACUCGGAUACAUUUACCAGCUAACUUUACGUGUGUUGGAUGUAAACCUACUGUUACUUAUGUAGAAUAAUAACAGUUUAGUUGAUGGUACUGAUGAAAACAUCGUAACUUUAUUCGCUAACGUUAGCUAGCUGUUAAAGGCUGCAGGAGAAGAUGAACCAAACUUUAUAUCCUCGCAUCUAUGUGGAGGAAACUCUGGCUCUCAUCAAACCAGAUGCCAUCCACAAAGCUGAGGAGAUUGAGGAUAUUAUCCUAAAAUCAGGCUUCACCAUCUUGCAGAAACGGAGGCUGCAGCUAAGUCCAGAGCAAUGCUGUGACUUCUACGCACACCUCUAUGGAAGGCUCUUCUUUCCCAGCUUGACUGCCUUCAUGAGCUCUGGCCCCAUCAUGGCCAUGACUCUGGCCCGUCACAACGCCAUCGCCCACUGGAGGUCCAUCAUCGGGCCUGUGAACCGCACCAAGGCCAGAGAAACUCAUCCAGAGUGCCUCAGAGCAAAAUACGGCACUUCUGAACUCAAAAACGCACUCCAUGGCAGCGAGUCAUUUCAUGCGGCUGAAAGAGAGAUCAAAUUCAUGUUCCCAAACUCGGUAAUUGAGCCCUUUCCCUCAAGAGAAGCCACCAAAGAAUACCUGAGCAAGCAUGUAAACCCAACUCUGCUCCUUGGACUCACUGAGCUCUGCAAGCAAAAGCCACACAACCCCUGUAUUUGGCUUGCUGACUGGCUGAUCAACAACGACCCAAACAAGCCUAAAAUAUGCGAUGGAGCCCCUGUAGAAGAGGCAGAAUGACAACAAAUACAUCAUUUAUAAACACAUGUAUCUAUUCAGUAAUAUGAUAAAAUAAAAUGUCUUUUCAGUGCUAAUCCUUUGCUAUGUUUGCUUUCUGG
This is a messenger RNA of Anarrhichthys ocellatus (wolf-eel), 1613 nucleotides long. It is a transcript of the gene nme5, whose product is annotated as NME/NM23 family member 5. The coding region runs from base 880 to 1515 and encodes 211 amino acids. Gene Ontology annotation, biological process: CTP biosynthetic process; negative regulation of oxidative stress-induced intrinsic apoptotic signaling pathway; UTP biosynthetic process. The transcript has 5 exons. Gene Ontology annotation, molecular function: nucleoside diphosphate kinase activity. Gene Ontology annotation, cellular component: cilium. The record is from RefSeq and is a predicted model, not a curated record. NCBI's taxonomy places the organism in Eukaryota, Metazoa, Chordata, Actinopteri, Perciformes, Anarhichadidae.